Messenger RNA from Ailuropoda melanoleuca (giant panda), 2971 nucleotides. Its product is annotated as ras-associated and pleckstrin homology domains-containing protein 1. Gene Ontology annotation, cellular component: plasma membrane; cytosol. Lineage: Eukaryota; Metazoa; Chordata; Mammalia; Carnivora; Ursidae. The coding region runs from base 394 to 2328 and encodes 644 amino acids. The record is from RefSeq and is a predicted model, not a curated record. The transcript has 16 exons. Gene Ontology annotation, biological process: signal transduction.
AUGCAAUACAUUACGUAUUAAAAUGUUGAAGUAAAGUUACAAAAUAGGGGAGCAAAGAGGAGAGAUUAAUUGUAGAUUGGGAGCACAGGGGGGAAAUUCAUGGAAGCUGUGGUAUAUAAGUGGAACCUUCAAGAAUGGGUGGGAUUAAAAAAAAAGAAGGAGGAGGAGGAGGGAUAGGGUUUCAACUGAUGUAGAUGGGGAGGACAUUCCAAGCAGAGGUGGUGGUACUGUCCUUUGAGAGCCCAAUUGAGGAGUAAGACCAAUGGAGGAAGGGCAAAAUAGAGACGCUCAAAAGCUUUUUAGCUUUUGUUGAGUCUGACCUUCAAAGAUUGUCUCUGUUAUUUUGCUUUUUGUGUUGUGAAUUUCCCAGAAUCCAGAUCUAGCCCUAUUCAAAUGGAUCAGCUAUCAGAUGAAGAAAUCGACCAUGGUGCUGAAGAAGACAGCGAUAAGGAAGAUCAGGACCUGGACAAAAUGUUUGGAGCCUGGCUAGGGGAGCUAGACAAACUCACUCAGAGUUUGGAUUCUGACAAGCCCAUGGAACCAGUAAAAAGAUCUCCUCUUCGUCAGGAAACAAAUAUGGCCAAUUUUUCUUAUCGCUUCUCCAUAUACAACUUGAAUGAAGCUCUGAAUCAGGGAGAAACUGUGGAUCUGGAUGCCCUGAUGGCCGAUCUUUGCUCCAUAGAGCAGGAGCUCAGCAGUAUUGGUGCAGGAAAUAGUAAGCGUCAAAUCACAGAAACAAAAGCCACUCAGAAAUUACCUGCUAGCCGACAUACAUCAAAACAUGGCACUUUGAAAGGAUUGUCUUCUUCAUCUAACAGGAUAACUAAACCAUCACAUGCCAACUAUUCCCUCGAUGACAUCACUGCACAGUUAGAACAGGCUUCCUUGAGCAUGGAUGAGGCUGCUCAGCAAUCUGUACUAGAAGAUACUAAGCCCUUAGUAACUAAUCAGCACAGAAGAACAGCAUCAGCAGGCACAGUGAGCGAUGCUGAAGUGCGCUCUAUUAGUAACUCCUCUCGUUCCAGCAUCACCUCUGCAACCUCCAGCAUGGACUCUUUGGAUAUUGAUAAAGUAACACGCCCUCAAGAACUGGAUUUGACACAUCAGGGGCAGCCAAUUACUGAGCAUGCUAUUUCUCUGAGAUGUUCCAGCAAGCAGGCCAAGCAUCAUAUUGACUUCACAGAAGAACAGGCUGAGCUGACACCUCACUCCUAUCUGGACAGGGAAACCUCCCUUCUUCUGAGAAACAUUGCAGGAAAACCUUCUCAUUUGCUGACCAAGGAAGAACAGGCAGCAAAAUUGAAAGCUGAGAAGAUCAGAGUUGCCCUGGAGAAAAUUAAAGAGGCGCAAGUGAAAAAGCUGGUGAUUAGAGUCCACAUGUCUGACGAUAGUUCUAAAACAAUGAUGGUGGAUGAGAGGCAGACAGUGAGACAAGUGCUGGAUAACCUAAUGGACAAAUCCCACUGCGGUUAUAGUUUAGACUGGUCGCUGGUAGAAACCAUCUCUGAAUUACAAAUGGAGAGAAUCUUUGAAGACCAUGAAAACUUGGUUGAAAAUCUUCUUAAUUGGACAAGAGAUAGCCAAAACAAGCUUAUAUUUAUGGAACGUAUAGAAAAAUAUGCACUUUUCAAAAACCCACAGAAUUAUCUUCUGGGGAAAAAGGAAACUGCUGAAAUGGCAGAUAGAAACAAAGAAGUGCUAUUGGAGGAAUGUUUUUGUGGAAGUUCUGUAACUGUACCAGAAAUUGAAGGAGUCCUGUGGUUGAAAGAUGAUGGCAAAAAGUCCUGGAAAAAGCGCUAUUUUCUCUUGCGAGCAUCUGGUAUCUACUAUGUCCCUAAAGGAAAAGCAAAGGUCUCUCGGGAACUGGUGUGCUUUCUCCAACUGGAUCAUGUCAAUGUUUAUUAUGGACAGGACUACCGGAACAAAUACAAAGCACCUACAGAUUAUUGUCUGGUGCUAAAGCACCCACAGAUCCAGAAGAAAUCUCAGUACAUCAAGUACCUUUGUUGUGAUGAUGUGAGGACCCUGCAUCAGUGGGUCAAUGGUAUCCGCAUUGCAAAGUAUGGGAAACAGCUCUACAUGAACUAUCAAGAAGCCUUGAAGAGGACAGAGUCAGCUUAUGAUUGGACUUCCUUAUCCAGCUCCAGCAUUAAAUCAGGAUCCAGUUCUUCGAGCAUCCCAGAGUCUCAGUCAAAUCAUUCUAAUCAAUCUGACAGUGGAGUGUCUGAUACUCAGCCAGCAGGACACAUCCGCUCCCAGAGUAUUGUGAGCUCCAUCUUCUCUGAAGCCUGGAAACGUGGCACUCAGUUGGAAGAAUCCAGCAAGUAAAACAAAUGUAAAGAAUGCCCCCCCUUUACCUGCAUUGCUGGACUUCUGUGCAUGUUGGAUGCAAGUGUCUCAUACGAACACGAGUGUGUGUGUCAAGCUCAUUCAUUCCUGUGUGACUGUGCACGCCCUGCUGAACAUUCUCAUAUUCUCACGUGUCAGCUUGCUAGCAUCACAAAGCCAUCCUCAUUCCUCGGGAGGCCCUCCACCAGCACUCCUAAACCCAGUUACGGCAUCUGCUUGAUGUGGAUGCAGCCAUGGACUGAAAGGUGAACUCGAGCCAUCACAUCUCCGCUUGCCACGGUCCGGGGGGGUCAGUGCACAGAAGUCCUCCCACGGGGGCUCCUGUUCGUGGCAGGUGUGUGAAAGUCAGGGCUCAAAAAUCAGCCCAUCACUGAUCAGCAGGACAUUUUCCCUAGAUGUUAGGCAGUCUUGCCAUUUGAGAGUAUUGCUGGUGAACAAAUUCGCUGUGCCCUUGUUGCCCAGGGAGUCUGAUUUUCGCCUUCCUGACAUUGUCCCCCUGCUGAGUCCUUUCUCGCUUGUCCCAGAUUCCUUGCUGUUGAGUUUGACGCAAUCAAAGCUUACCCCUGUAACUGUUGUGUUUGUUGUGUUUUCUCUCUCCCACCCCACCCCCCUUUUAUGUUCC